GGUAUUCCCACCCAGGACGUCUACUGGUUUAGCCCUAAUUAUUUUCGUCAUGCGUCAUACCAGAAAGGAUUGUAGCUUGGACCUUGUUAGCUCGAAUCCUUAGUGUUAGGUUUGAAAACAUUUCCACGCGCCCUGCGCUCAACAACUUCGGUCCCAUCCACGGUCCCAUCCACCGCCCACAUCACAAUACGAACCAGGGACUACUUCAGCGGAAAGAACCACGCGGAGGAUCUCUGUACGCUUUAUUGCACACACAGAUUCCUCACUGAAGCGUCACUACAUGGAUUACCAUCAACAUAUUCUGGGGAUGAUUCUGUCGUAACCUUUGGAUGGCAGACACACCAUAAGACCGUCUUAGCUGUUUUUAUGUUUUUGGAAGCGUUCCUUGUCCUGUCAAGUUCAGCUGUUUAUGUUCUCUUUCACGUCAAGGCUGGGUGUCGUCACAAAUACCUCACCUGUCCGAUUGCUGACUGUUUUGACAACGUUGUGUGCGCGGGAUCCCGAUGUUUUGGCGAACCUAACACAGCCAGCAUGGCCGUGCAGUCUCAGACCGCGCCAGGCCCCAGUUUGUUUGGUCGACUGUUUGGGAAGGGGAUAAGCGCUACCCAAGCGGAAAGUUUGUCUGGGAGAGAGUCCGGACAGGAGCACCCCGCCCAGAGGGGACCCAAACUGUCCUUCCUCAGACGAUGUAGAUCAGAAACGGAACAGACGCUCUCACCAAAGAUAGACUCGAUACAUAGUCGGAAAGAUUCGUCGAAAAAUAAGAAAAGUCUGUCGUGGCCUGCUUUGAAUGUUCGAGAGGAUGCCAAGACAUCGUCGGCCAUUUCUCAGACUCACAGAAGACACGGAGAGAAACAGGGAAGGAUUUCUUAUCGGGUUUCUGGCAAAGUCGAUCAUGGAUCGAGGACAUUCUGUGCGCCGCCAAACGAGUCGAUUAGAAACUGCAGUAAUAAGCCUCAACUGUACACACCCUCCCGCAUGUGCGAGGUGCCCGUGCAAUACUACCGAGACCUCCAGCGUGGUCUGCCGCCCGGACUUUACAUGAGACCACCGAAACCGCCCUCUUGGCACGGCCCGAGCCUGGACAACGAUAGCGCGAGUACAAGAGCUACCAGCCCUACAGAGAGCACAUCUGGACAAUCGCACAGACACGGUGACUUAGACUUUCAUGGUGCAAGAAAAUCGACACACGGACAGGGGAGUAGAAGUAAAUUAGAACAAAGUGCCGGAAAGUCAAAACUAGAACUGGGAGCCAGACCGAAAUCGUCCGCGGACCCUGUAAGGAAGUUCCCGCCUCAGCACAGACUGGUACACCGCGCUCGCAUCCGGCGCACGCGCAGUGAGUUCCUGAACGAGACAGAUCUCCCCGAUGGAGAAUUCACCGUCAGUUUGUCUGAGCUGGAACCCUCUGACUUCCGCCCGCAGAUCACUGCGCAUGCCCAGCAGGACGUGCGUGUGUACUGGGACGAGAACAAGCGGCGCUGUCGCCAGUGGCUGGCGGAGGUCAGUGCGCAGGCGUCGGUGCUGGAGGACGUACAGGAAGUGGAUGUAGAGGAGGACGGGGAUGAAAACUGGUCACUUCCGCCGAUUUCCUCCUCCUCGUCUACAUCGUCUUGAGCCAUGUGGUUUUAACGUACAGAUAAUUCUUUGUAACUAUGGCGGCACCAAACCACACCGACGUCACGUGGAGAAGAGUUAUUAAAGAUAGCUGUACGCUGAAGUAUUUUGUAAAUUAUACAUGUUCCUAAAGAUUUCUCAUCACUUACAUGGAUGUAACAUUGUUCACACACUGUAAAACAUUCCAAAUACAAAAUUUGAAGGUCAUCACAUGGAACCCUCUGAUAUGUU
Molecule: messenger RNA, 1848 nt
Organism: Branchiostoma belcheri (Belcher's lancelet)
Lineage: Eukaryota; Metazoa; Chordata; Leptocardii; Amphioxiformes; Branchiostomatidae
Exons: 2
Coding region: 367-1617 (416 amino acids)
Source: RefSeq, a predicted model, not a curated record